Paramecium tetraurelia is the source of this 606-nucleotide messenger RNA. RefSeq lists its product as uncharacterized. Gene Ontology annotation, cellular component: RNA polymerase III complex. NCBI's taxonomy places the organism in Eukaryota, Ciliophora, Oligohymenophorea, Peniculida, Parameciidae. The transcript has 2 exons. Gene Ontology annotation, biological process: transcription by RNA polymerase III. The record is from RefSeq and is a predicted model, not a curated record.
AUGGAAAUUUAAUUAAAUGAGGAAUAACAAAAAAUAUACAAUUUAGUAGUAAACUCAAAGAAAUCAGGUAUAACUAAAGCAAACCUUGCUAAAAAUGCUGGGCUCAAUACUAAGGAAGUUGAGAAGAUCAUUAAAACAUUGGAAAAUAGAGACAAGAUCAAAUCAGUCCGUCCAAAUGGCAGAACAACAGGAGUUAAACUUUGGAUAGAUUUUAAUCAAACUCUUGAUUCCAGUUUACCCACUAAUGUUUUUAGACAAGCUGAUUAGGGUGUAGAUGAUGAAUUGAUUGAAAGAAUAAAACAAAAGCUAAUUUAUUUUAUGCAACAAUAAUGCGAUGGCAGAGCAUCUUUGGAUGAAAUACGUCGUGUUUAUAAAGCUUAAUAGUCAGAGCAUUAUGAUGAAAUGGAUUUUGAUCGAAUAGUCAACCUUUUAAAGUAUGAUUCAAUACUCAUUGAAGAAGAAAAUUCUUUCUUCAAAUUAAAUCCUUUUAGAUAGCAAAAAUUCUAAUUUUAUUUAUCUUAUUUACCUUGUUAAACAUGUCCUGUGUUUAAUUAAUGCAAACCAGGUAAUACAAUCAGUCCAGAAAAAUGUGUUUUUGAAUGGUGA